Microdochium trichocladiopsis is the source of this 1186-nucleotide messenger RNA. RefSeq lists its product as uncharacterized. The record is from RefSeq and is a predicted model, not a curated record. The coding region runs from base 167 to 937 and encodes 256 amino acids. The transcript has a single exon. Lineage: Eukaryota; Fungi; Ascomycota; Sordariomycetes; Xylariales; Microdochiaceae.
GACACAGACCACUGAGAGCUAUGACCACGAUGGCGAUGAGACCCACGACGACGACGACGACGACGAUGAUGAUGAUGAGCACCACUACCAGCACCACCAAGCUCAAGCUCAUUCUCAAGCUCAAGGACAAGAGAUCAUCCAUCUUCCCCCCUCCACGCGAGAAGCCAUGCAAGACUACCGCGCCGCCCUCGACGAAGCACGCAACCGCCUCGACAGCCUGGGCUUCACGACGCCAAGCCAGCUCCACCGCCAGCACCGCAUCGCCAACGCCUCGGCCAGCGCCCUCGCCGCGCUGCUAAGCUCAACAGCAGCAGGAGCAGCCGCAGCACUAACAACGCCUGGGCAGAGGCAAGGCCGGGGCCAGGAGCAGCAGCAGGAGCAGCAGCAACCACUCGGCAUGCCUCGCAGCGACUUGACCACCUUUGCGAGAGCCAUGGCCCCUCUGGUCAUGGCCAACGUGCAGGACGCCGCGGCGAUCCAGCUCGACUCCAUCAACGCGCGGGUGCACGCGUGGCGCGCGGCACUGGGCCCGGAGCGGUGGCGCGAGCUGCGCGUGGUGGUCACCACGGGACACAUGCCGCGCGCGGGGUUCCUGCCGGGCCAGUACUUUGAGCGCAUGCUACGGGAGAAUGGGAGGACCGGGAGGACCGGGAGGACCAGGGGCUCCUGCGGUGGCAGUGGUGAUAAUGGUGGUACUGGUGCUGAUGGAAGAGGGAGGGGUGACGGUGGAGAGGAGGAGGUCCCCGAGAAACGGCUAUUCUACAUGGAGGUCGCGAGGCCGGACGUUGCGGGCGUGCUGGACUUCCUGGGGACGCAUGUCGUCGAUGGCAAGGCGGGCGUCGAGUUCUUUGGGGACGCGGGCAGGCUGCACAGGGACAUCUUGGCUGAUGCGGCGGCGCGGUAUCUGGAUGGCAUGGACCUGCCGCCGUGGCCUUGAGGAGCUGCACGUGCGAGCAGUUGGUGGUGGUACCGCGGUAGGAUAUGCAAAGAAUCAAGGAGGCAUACCUAAUGGUCCAGAUGUUGAGAAGACGUCGGAUGCCGGAUUUCAGUCGUCAAAGCAUGGCUCACGGGUACGCACGCAUUUCACACAGAGCAUAUGGCUUGAGCUGCGCGGGCUCGCGGAGGCAUUCAAAAGCACAGAUUGCGUUUGACUCGUCUUAGUAUUGCGUGCGUGUGUGCGUAUAUG